Molecule: messenger RNA, 655 nt
Organism: Equus quagga
Lineage: Eukaryota; Metazoa; Chordata; Mammalia; Perissodactyla; Equidae
Gene: C4H3orf85
Product: chromosome 4 C3orf85 homolog
Exons: 4
Coding region: 65-337 (90 amino acids)
Source: RefSeq, a predicted model, not a curated record
AAAAAAGCCAUCUCAAGCAAAGGCCUCUCUCUGACUUGUCUCAGCUCGCAGGGCUUCCAGAAUCAUGGACUAUAAAAUGCUUCAAGUGGCCCUGUGUUCAACAUUGCUCAUAGGAGCAUUGGGAGCGCCAUUUUUGUUGGAGGACCCAGCGAACCAGUUCCUACGUCUCAAGAGGCACAUAUAUUUGCAGGAUUACUGGGACCCAGAUCACAAUCCGAAUACAUGGGGAAACUCACUGGUUGAUCAGGCUUGGGAGACGUGGACAGCUCUGAAAACAACUGCACAGUAUUAUCUGAAUGUGAAUACCUUCACCUUUGACACAUCCACUGCCCAGUAAAUGUGCUUUGCUGGUUAAACCAGGAAACCAAAAUCGUGGGACUCAGCAUGGCAGUGUACCAAAACCGUGGGUUUUGGAGACCUCGGGCAAACCAUACCAUUUACUAGAUUAUUUAUUAUAUCUCUCUCAGAGCUCUUGAGAGGAGCAAAUAUGAAAAUCCAUGUAAAGUCCAGGAAUUAGAAGUUCUUAAUAAACGGUAGCUCUUAAAAUGAGAACUAAAAUAAAGACCGCAGUAAGAACAUUUACCAAAAUGGGGCUUUGAUGGGAACAGGAAGUCAAAAACAAAAAAGCAGUGUCAUUAAAUCUCUGUUAAUAGCU